GCAUACAAGUUCGUAUUAAGUUUUUAUUACAGCACAGAGGUGCACCAAGAAGUUUUGCAAAAAAAAAACAACUGAUCAAAGUUCAAAACACACGACGUUCAUAACUGCACCCUGCAGACCAAUCUGUGAUAAAGUUAGUUUAAUCAACGCUGAUAGCUUAAAAGUCGUCUAUCGUCCUUCCAGUAACCUCUGUUUAGAUAGGAUCCAAUAUACUAAUCAACCCUUGCCGAAAAUGACAUCACCAACCCGCACGGUACUGGAGAGAUGUAUUUUCUGCAAAAUCACCACAGGGCAGGAUCCAAACGCUUCAAUUGUGUACCAAAACGAGCGCAUCUGCAUAUUCAAGGACAUCCGCCCGGCGGCAGAGCAUCAUCUGUUGGCCGUCCCAAAGUAUCACCUGGAUGAUGUGCGCUCGUUGACCGCUGCCGAACGGCCUUUGUUGGAGGAGAUGCGAACCGAAUUGGGGAACGUUUUGAAGGAUCAGUACCAGAUUGAUUUGUCCGAGGCACUGUUUGGGUUUCACAUUCCUCCGUUUACGACGGUUAAGCAUCUGCAUAUGCAUGGGAUGGGGCCCGUGGGUAGUAUGGGAUUCUUGUCCAGGAUGAUAUUUCGACCGAAUACGAUGUGGUUCAAUACGGAUAAAGCUGUUUUGGAUAGGAUUUUACCGGCUUCGCAGGACGAAACGAUGCAGUAAUUCUGUUUUAAUUCGACUUAAAACAUAAAAUAAACCUCGAUAAAAUAAAAAUAAAACUGAACAACCGAACUGCCGCGAUUCGCAUAAGAGUGCCAUGUCGAUU
This is a messenger RNA of Armigeres subalbatus, 797 nucleotides long. RefSeq names its product adenosine 5'-monophosphoramidase HINT3-like. Gene Ontology annotation, molecular function: catalytic activity. Bases 233 to 694 code for a protein of 153 amino acids. The transcript has 3 exons. NCBI's taxonomy places the organism in Eukaryota, Metazoa, Arthropoda, Insecta, Diptera, Culicidae. The record is from RefSeq and is a predicted model, not a curated record.